UUCUGCUUCUGACCGCAGGUACACUUUCCCGUUCCAUCGCGUGAUGGGUUCGGAGGUGAGUCAGGAGGAGACAUUCAAACAUGUUGCACUGCCUGUCUUGAACAGUUGCAUGGACGGCCACAAUGGAUGCAUUUUUUGCUAUGGGCAGACAGGAAGUGGCAAGACCUACACUAUGAGUGGUGGAGAGGGCUAUGCCGAGAGAGGCAUCAUCCCGAGAUGCAUAGAAGAGCUUUUCGCAGCGGUUGAGCGGUUUCAAAGAUCCACUCCUGGAGCUGUUUCGGUGAGCUACUUGGAAGUGUACAAUGAAAAUGCGUACGACCUCCUGUGUGAGAGCGUCAAUCCCAGAACUCCUAUCGAACACUGGCCGAAGGUGAGCCUUUUGGAAGAUGAGAACGGCGAGAUUGUGUUGCGGAACCUCUCAUUGCAUACGACGCUCACUGAAGAUGAUGCAUUAGAUAUGUUCAUGUUAGGAAAUGUGAAUCGUAUGGUAUCGAGUACAGCUGCUAAUAUGGCAUCUAGUAGGAGUCACACAGUGUUUACACUAGAGGUCGAGCAAGUGAGCGAUGAGGGAGAGU
This is a messenger RNA of Perkinsus marinus ATCC 50983, 575 nucleotides long. RefSeq lists its product as hypothetical. Gene Ontology annotation, biological process: microtubule-based movement. Lineage: Eukaryota; Perkinsozoa; Perkinsida; Perkinsidae. The record is from RefSeq and is a predicted model, not a curated record. Gene Ontology annotation, molecular function: ATP hydrolysis activity; microtubule motor activity; ATP binding. Gene Ontology annotation, cellular component: microtubule; kinesin complex. The annotation marks the transcript as partial. The transcript is spliced from 6 exons.